Colletotrichum higginsianum IMI 349063 is the source of this 795-nucleotide messenger RNA. RefSeq lists its product as uncharacterized. The record is from RefSeq and is a predicted model, not a curated record. The coding region runs from base 1 to 795 and encodes 264 amino acids. The transcript has a single exon. NCBI's taxonomy places the organism in Eukaryota, Fungi, Ascomycota, Sordariomycetes, Glomerellales, Glomerellaceae.
AUGAACCUUACACUGGACCAAAGCAUGCGCGUGGAUGACCUCCAGUCAGAACACGUGCAGCUGGGCGGCGCCUAUGUCGACACCAUCGUCGCCGUCUCAGACGAGCUGGCGCACAUGAAAGAGCUCCUGCCCCUCGUCAAGCUCCUUUCCCUCGUCUACAAGAUGCGCUCGCCCAGCCCGGAUGAAGAACACCACAUGAACACCCUUAUGCGGACGCUCUCGGGGGAUGGCCUCAGCAGGACCACCACCGACCGACAUCCUCAAGGCUUCACCAGGCACGAGACCAUCCAGUCUUUCAGCAGGUUCCUCAGUCCCGUCCUCAACGGCUUGAGCGGGCUCGUCGACUUCGAGCAGGCCGUCGGAGCGGGCGAAGACCCGGAGUCGUUCCGUCAGUUCUGGGCCCUCGACGACAGGAACCUGCUCACCGACGCCAUCUCGGGUAGCGGACCGCUCGCGGCCACGGCCGAGACGGAUAUCCCCUUCCUCGAGACUUUUGUCGAGGACAAAAGUCGCCGGCUCGCCCUGACGCAGGACCAUGGAGCUCUCGUACUGGUGCCCAACCGAGCGCGGGUCGGCGACGAGGUGUGGAAGAUGUCGCGCGGGUCCUCCCUGAUCGUCAUUCGCAGGGAUGGGCGGCCCGAGAGCCCUUCGAUGGACAUGAGCGUCUUGGGUGAGGCCUACAGCCACGGAUUCGCCCAAGGAAAGCCGCCGAGGGGCUGUAAACAGACGUACAACGAUACAGAGUUCCUGACGUCGUCCGUUGCCGUUGGGCUUGCCGGUGGCGUGCCGAGGUAG